This is a messenger RNA of Spizellomyces punctatus DAOM BR117, 431 nucleotides long. RefSeq lists its product as uncharacterized. The record is from RefSeq and is a predicted model, not a curated record. The transcript is spliced from 4 exons. NCBI's taxonomy places the organism in Eukaryota, Fungi, Chytridiomycota, Chytridiomycetes, Spizellomycetales, Spizellomycetaceae. Bases 74 to 322 code for a protein of 82 amino acids.
GUUUCCUUACCUCGAUACUCAAAUACGCACGACCACUACAGCAAAAUAAAUCGUAACCUAUAUCGAAUUCUAAAUGAUGUCGGGAAUCGGACAGGAAAUCAAGGGACAAGCUGAGAAAGCUGCUGGCCACCUAUCCGGCAACAAGGGCCGUGUUGACGAAGGCAAAGCCGAAAAGGCUUAUGGCGAGGCCCGCAAAGAAGGAGCUGAAGGUCAGCAUGCUUUCACCCAACACGGUGCCACAAAGGAAGGAGCCAAGGCUGCUGGUGACGCUGCUAGGGGCGCCUACUAUGACCAGAAAUCCGCGACUGAGGGUCGUCACUGAUGGGAUGGUGUAUGAAUGAGGAUUGCUGAAAAACUUUGUAUACCCCUCAGUGCUUUGUAUAUUGAUGGAAUUUUUCAUGUAGAAUAUGAUUUGGGAUGAUGUUUUGCAA